Molecule: messenger RNA, 2588 nt
Organism: Sitophilus oryzae (rice weevil)
Lineage: Eukaryota; Metazoa; Arthropoda; Insecta; Coleoptera; Curculionidae
Exons: 5
Coding region: 293-1552 (419 amino acids)
Source: RefSeq, a predicted model, not a curated record
GUAUCAUGGCUACACCGACUCUGUUCUAAUUAAUUAUUCGCAGGUGUGUCAUCUGACCGGUUAGAAAAGGUAGAAAACAUUUGAAAAUAAUGGAAAUUGCCAGCUCACCUGCCCAAUUUUUGAUUCGUGAAUGCAAGAUUACAGGUAGUAAGUGGAAGGGUUAAUAUUGUGCAGUGUGCAGUUAACAAGUCGAAAUUCUUCGCAUUAUGUAUAUGUUUAACCGGUAAAAAAGGUAAAUAUUUUUUUUCUAAAUAUGCAAUUUAUUUGACGAAUCCGUAACGCAACUGAGAAAAUGAGUGAUGAUAAAUCUAAGCAAGUCGAAGAAGGCCAUGGAAAUAGUGUUGCUCCAAUUCCACAGCCAACCCCUUCUAAAAGUUGGGUCACCUUUGAUGAUGAAACUGAACCAAAGACAAAUUCGGAUAAUGUAGAACCUCAGACCAAAUUGAGUGUAGAUCCAUCUUCAGACAAUGCUAAACAAAAAAUAGACGAUUCCCCUGCAAUUAUUUCAACGGAAAGUGUACAAGUUAACUUAGAAAGAAGUUUGAAUAAAUCUGUUACUGAAAAUACGAGCAAUAAUCUUGCUGUGUUGGAUCCUAAACCCUUAAGAAACAUUGAGUUACCAGUAGCCACAGUCGAACCAAUUAGACAAGGAUUUUUAAAUGGGGAUGUUAUAGUGACUCUUUUGCCAGUAAAUUCGCGAUUUCCAUGGAUUACACCAGCUGUAUUCAGACCAGAAUUAGUACCAGAAGAAUUAAUGGCACAAGGUUUAACACUUACUGUAGAAGAAUAUGUUCAAGCAAUGGAACUCUUAGUCAAUGAUGUUCGCUUCACAUUAUAUAAUGUUUGCUACAAGCGAAUAUUGGUAGUUUGGAUUACCUUAGCCUUUAUUGUGCUACUUAGUUUAUUAUUCUCCGGUAGCAACGGAGGCACUUUAUUUGGUUUAGGUAUUGGAUGGUUGAUAUUAAAUGCAGGAGCAAUAUUUUUAUCUAUGUACUUAAAAUUUAAAUUGCAAAGAAACUUAGAGAGAUGCUUGGCUCAAGUCAAUAAGCAAUUUCUUCGACACAAAAUUGUGCUAGCCCUGGACGACAGAGGAAAAAUCUCAUGUCACAAAGUGAAUCUCUGUUUUAUCUUUAUGGAUUCGGCACCGUGCAUUGCCCGUUUGCAGACAACCAUUGACCAGCAAGAACGAGACCCUGCAAGUGGGUGGGAACAACGCAUGGAUAUUACAGCUAAUGAUAUUGUUAUACAGGGCAACAGAACUACACGACUCUCCAGAAAGCAGGAAAGAGCGGCAUUGUUAUACCUGCGGUAUGUUUCUCGAUGGGGCCGAGACCGUGUCCGCGGUCUCUUACUUAGUCCCCCUGCUACUGGAGGACGGCACUGUGCGUCUCUGACGUGCCCCUGCCAAUUUAUAGAGGAGCAUCUACAAUGCAAACCUCAAGGCAAGUUAACUCUUGCAUCUUUCUUUUAUCUUCCAAAUCAAACGGCUGUUAAUUCCUCAAAUAGUGCUUCGCAGGUGUCGAGGGGUGCUCCCCAUUGCAAUGUGCAAUGAAUGUUAGUUACUAUUUUUUUACGUUUAACGUACUAUACAUAAAAUAUGAACAAAAAGCUUUAUGAUCAAACGUGUCUUGUACGAUGACAAAAAAACAAUUAUUAUAAAAAUUUCAUUAGAAUUUUUAACUGUCAAAAGUGAAAGAUCGCUUGGUUAAAAACCUUUUUGAUCACACGGUACUUAGAAAUGACAAUCGAUGGUAUUCAACAUAUAAUUUUUUAUACAAAAAUAUCGAUGAUCAUUCCUAAAGUAACAUAUCAGUUUAUCUUAACAGUCAUAUACAUAUCUAAGAACCAACUUUUACCAUUUUAAAACGCUUUGGUUUAUUUUUGAACGUAUAAAAUCGGAAAACUUAAUAAAUUAAUUGCUUUAAAAUCUUGAACAUUCGGAAAUACUAAAGAAAAAUAUAGUUUUCCUUUCCUAAUUUUUUUUAUUUUUUCCCCGUUUUAAAGGCAUUAUUAAGUGAAAAUUACAUUAGAACUGUCAAAAUCAAUGGCAAUUUGAUUAUAAAACUCUUUUAAGAUAGUUCUCUACUAUUCUGUUGUUACGUAGUCACUUAUUAUCAAUAAUAACUUCCAUCAUUUUAAUAUUCCAUGUUGUACCUGAUUUUUCUUCUCAGUAUUUCAAUAAGUUUUAAACGUACUUUUAUUCUAUAACAAACAUCAUAAAAACCAGUAAUAAUUAUUUUUAAAAAAAUUAUGAAUAAACAAAUAAUUAUUACUUGUUUAUUCAUUAUAAUUUUUUUAAUUAGAAAAUGUAUCAUUAUUUUUCCACGUCUUUUAAAAUGUCAUAGAAAAGAGUUACUAUUAAGAUGAAUUUUGCCAAUUGCUUUUUAAUGUACUAUACCGGAUGCGUCUCAAAAGUGGCUCACCCCUAUAACUUUAUUUUCUCAGAUAGAAAAACGAGAUUUGGUAUAUAACAUAAAUUAGGAUUAAUUCACGUACUCAAUUCUUUUCGACCACUUCCUGUUUCACCGGAAAUGACUACUACUUUUGAUUUUUAAAUGGCACCCUCAGUAUUUUUUUACUUUAUUCGA